AUGGGCCAGAACGAGUCUUCGGGGGUGGAGAUGGCGUCGGAGGAGGCGGCACCCCGGCCCUGCGCCUUGGUGGUGGUCGGCCCCUCCGGCGUGGGCAAGGGGACGCUCAUCUCCAAGCUCAUGCAGAGCAGCUCCAAGUACGGAUUCUCCUGCAGCCACACCACCCGUGCCCCCCGGCCUGGAGAGAAGGACGGGGAGCACUACCACUUCACGACGCGGGCGGCGUUCGAGGCUGGCAUCGCGCGCGGCGACUUCCUGGAGCACGCCCACGUGCACGGCAACAUCUACGGCACCUCCGUCCAGUCGGUGCGCGAUGUGGCCGAUGCCGGUCUGUGCUGCGUGCUGGACAUCGACGUGCAGGGGGCACGGCAGGUCCGCGCGGCGGGGCUCCCCGCCCUCUUCGUCUUCAUUGCGCCGCCCGGCCUGACCGAGCUGGAGGCGCGCCUGCGCGGGCGGGGCACCGACAGCGAGGAGCAGAUACGCACGCGCCUGGCCACCGCGGCAGUGGAGUUGGAGAGCCGGGGGGAGGAGGGGCUGUACGACUACAUCCUGGGGUCGGACGUGCAGGAGGGGCCUGGCCGGCAGCCGCCCGAGUCGACGUCGGGACUCCGUGGUGUGGAACUGGCGACGAUAGAGGGGCCCGGCGCUGCGGGGGACGCGGCGAUACCGAUGCCUGCCGGUGCUGAGGAUGUGGCGACCGCGACGCCGCCCGCAGCAAGCCCCGCCUCCCUUGCGGUGCCCUCCGCUCCCGGGAGCAUUCUCAUGGUCCUGCACGCCGGAGCCCCGCUGGGCGCCGAGCUGUGCUGUCAGUUGGCGGCCGCGGGGGCGCGCGUUGUCGCCGUGGCGGGCGACGCCCCGCCCCUGCUGGCCCUGCAGGAGCGGGUGCAGGGCCUGGGCGCCGCCGCCGAGCACGCGUUCCUCCCCGUCGUAGCGGACCUGGAGCGCGAAGGCGAGGUGCUGGCGCUGCCCCGCAUCGUGGCGGAGCGCUGGGGCGGGGACGCUGCGGUGAGCGCGCUGGUGGUGUGCCCGCCGGAUGAACCGCCGGCGGAAGAGACCAGGCUCCUCGUGGAGGCGCCGGCCCAGGCCGCGGCCGCGGCGCUGGCGAUGGGGCUGGCGGGGCCGGCGGCCGUGGUCCGCAGCCUCGCGGCGGCGGGCGGCGAGGCGGCCGGACCGCUGCGCUUCGUCGCCAUCGUGCGGGAGCCGGCGCGCGGGGGCGGGUGGCCCGCGCUGGCCGAGCGCGCGCUGCGCCAGCUGGCGCGCCAGCUGGCGCAGGAGGAAGGGGAGAAGGCGGGCGAGGGCGCGCGUGGCCUGGUCGCGGGCACGCUGACGCUGGCCCGGGAGGAAGCCGUGCGCGGCCUCGGCGCCACGCUGCUGCACGGCCUGGCCUGGCCGCGGCCGGCGGUGGCCUGGGAGGUGCGGCUCAGCUAA
Messenger RNA from Auxenochlorella protothecoides, 1428 nucleotides. Its product is annotated as Guanylate kinase. Gene Ontology annotation, molecular function: GMP kinase activity. Lineage: Eukaryota; Viridiplantae; Chlorophyta; Trebouxiophyceae; Chlorellales; Chlorellaceae. Gene Ontology annotation, cellular component: cytosol. The record is from RefSeq and is a predicted model, not a curated record. Bases 1 to 1428 code for a protein of 475 amino acids. The transcript is spliced from 4 exons. Gene Ontology annotation, biological process: purine nucleotide metabolic process.